Molecule: messenger RNA, 666 nt
Organism: Cooperia oncophora
Lineage: Eukaryota; Metazoa; Nematoda; Chromadorea; Rhabditida; Trichostrongylidae
Source: the annotation of a GenBank genome assembly
AUGUGCCCCGGAUUCACAACUGGCGGACAGGGUGUAGUAAACAGAAGAGCUAACAGCCAAUGCGAUAACAAACGAGCACUACGAAAGUUUGUUCAUCGAGUCAAAGAGAACAUCGGGAUGGUUGAACGAACGGAAUUCUCAAAAGAGCUUAGUGAUGCUUUUGAGCAAUUGGACAACUACAAGCUGUGUCUCGAUGGUCUCAAUGAUGCUGUCUGCCAAGUUAUCCAAAGGAAUCCAGUAUUUCGUAAAGUGGACCAACAAAUGAGCUUAGCGCCUCCUCCAAAUCAAGAUCCAUACGAGUUGGUAACAGCGUGCUUAAAAAGCGGUAAUGCAUUUGAAGAUUACAAGAAUUUCAAAACUCAAGUCUCCUUAUAUGAAAAGCAAGCUGUUGAACAUCGAGAGUACAUUCGCCGGGCCAGGCGAGCACUGCACAACAUCCGCACAUUUGUCGCAUAUCAGCUUGGAUAUAAGCUAUUUUUAGAACUGGAUAAUCUACGUAUAGAAAUGGAUUUUGCUAAAGCAGAAGUUAAAGCCGCGAAAGAACCGCAGCUCAUAGAUCUGAAGAACAAACUGUACUCUCAAGCUGUGAAAGCCGUUCAAGAUAAGCUCAAAGAGGUCACCAAAACUGUAUGGAUGCAGUCCCCAAAAACAAAGAACUCAGCUUAG